CCUUCUUUUUGCCCCUUCUGCACUCAUCUCCAUCUCCAUCUCCAUUGCUUCCCAUCUCCAUUGACUCCUCUGAUUCCUUCAAUUUUUCAAAUACAAUCCCACGCCACCGACUUAAUCCCCAGCACCCAUUAUUUUCACCCAAUUCUCCCGCUGCAAUUCGUCAUCUUCGUCGACGGUAACCCCUACUUCUUCGAAGGACAGAAUUAAGAUGAAUUCUUCUCCAAUUUCACAACAAAUAUCUCAAAAUGAAAUUGAUGGGAACAACUGCUUAGUCUUACAAGCAGUAAAUGACAACAAUGACAACUUCUUAAUUGUACAAAUGGAUGAUCUUAAGGGGUUAGAAGAGAUUUCUACUAGUACUGUUAUGGAAAUUGAAAGACCCAAAAUGUUGGGUGAAGAUGACAUUAUUGGUGGGAUGCCUCGUAAAGGCAAUGGUACAUCGAAUAUUACCCCACAAAAAUGUCAACAACAUUUGAGGAAAAAAAGGGAGAGCAACAUUGGUCGCAAGUGCAUGAUGGUCAUGCAACAAUUCUUAUUCAUGACUGCUUCAGAUGAAAAUUUUUACCAUGCCAUAGAGAUCGAUGAAAAUGGUGUUUGUAGGAGCUUGCUUUGGGCAUAUGGGAGAGCUAGGGAAAUUCAACCUUGUUUGGAUGCGCCCUCCUACCAGAUGAACAGGAAGAUAGCUUUGUGUGGUUAUUUGAGUAGUGGCUACAGUGCAUGGGGGGACACAUUUUUUGCUGGAAUGAGAUCAAGUCAACGAAGUGAGAGCAUUAAUUCAUUUUUUGAUGGUUAUGUGAACUUUAUGACAUCGUUAUCCGAGUUUGUUGGCCAAUAUGCUAAAGCUCUACAAUGUCAUCGUGAUGAAGAAGUGAAUGAAGACAUGUGGACAAUGAGAGCAAAGCCAAGUCUGUGUCACUUGCAUAAGUUAGAAGUUCGAGCUGGAAUGGUUUACACUAGAAAGAUAUUUGUUAAAUUUCAAAGUGAGUUCAAAGAUUCUUUAUAUUGUGUGCAUGAUGAAGUAGCUACUAAUGAUGGGAUGACCACAUAUGAUGUUAGUUAUGGGUUUGGGGGCAAGGUUGAUUCACACUCCGUACCAUGUGGUCCAUCCAAGGAGGAGUUUGCUUGUACUUGUGGGAAGUUUGAGACUAGUGUGCAUGACCAAGUAGUAAGUCAUGGCAAACUUUAUACUGUUGCUACAGUAGUGGUGGAAGAUUUGAAAAGGAAAUUAUAUAGUAUUAGAAAGGAGCUUGAAGGUUUGGUUACUGAACAAAGUGAGCAAGAUUUUGGUGCUCAAGCAAUAUCUCAAGAUUUAAUUUCAAGUAACAUAGAUAUUCGUGAUCCGGAAAGGUUUAGAACCAAGGGUCGACCAAAGGAACUUUCUAGGAUUCCUGUAGGAAAACAAGUGUCACAAAAUACAGCUCAUAUUAGAAGGUGGACUUGUAGCACAUGUGGUAUUAAAGGUCAUGAUUCUAGGACUUGUGGAAAGACAAAAGACAAGCAGCCUGCAGCCCCUUCUCUGCGCCGCCCCUCUUCUGCAACCAGAUCCUGCAACUGCAAAGAUAGAUCUUGCGCCUAUGUUGCAGCCAACUGAUGGCAGACCAGCGUCCUUUAGGUCUUCCUUUGAUUUUUGUAUAAAUAGGGGAGGAUUGGUGAGUUAAAGGGGGUUCGGAUUUUUCUCCUUCUGCGGUUCCUCUUCCUCUUGUCACUAAAAAAGAGAGAAGCAGAAGACAGAAAUCCGAAAGAAAGGGGGGGUCUUUGUUUUUUGGUGAGUUUGGUGUUGACGAAAAAAAAAGAAAGGAAAAAUUGUUCUGCUGGAAGAAUUGGGUCUGCUUUGUGUAGGUAAUUUCUUUGAACAGAGGAGUUCUUCCGGGGAGGCAGUGAGGGGAAUGAUCUGGGCUUGAUCCCGUGGGUGGGAUCCACCAGAUCGGACUCCGAUCUGUUACCCGGAAAGCUCCGCCGUGCUUGUUUCUUUGUCUUCCUGCUUCUGUGAUCUGCUUUUAUGUUAUUUAUGUUUGUAUUUGUUUACUGAAAAUCAAUGAAAAAUCAAAAAAAUGUCCAGUU
This is a messenger RNA of Rubroshorea leprosula, 2061 nucleotides long. The record is from the annotation of a GenBank genome assembly. NCBI's taxonomy places the organism in Eukaryota, Viridiplantae, Streptophyta, Magnoliopsida, Malvales, Dipterocarpaceae.